AUGCAAGACAAUGUCGGUGUUCGGACCAUCACCAAGCUGGCAAGCUAUGUUCGCCCAGAAAACCAUGUUGAAUACUUCAACGUUCGGUUCGACCAUGUAGAUGGCUACUCCCACCCCCUUCACAUCGCUGCUAUGAGAGACAAUAUGGAGCAAGUAAGGAAGCUCCUGGAGCUUGGAGCGGAUGCUGAGGCCAUGUGCCAAAAUCUCACGCCCUUGCUGUCAGGGGGGCAACUCCAAACUCUCAGGGCGAUCCAUCUCGACAAGGUUCUUGAGGAUUGCGAGUGGAAGGCAAUUCUCAUUCCCCUUGUAUCCCAGAACCGGCCUCUCUGUCGUCUUCUCCAUCGCCAUGCCCCUUCAUCCAUUUUGGCGCAAAGUCUUGAUGAGACUGAUAGAGCAAUCACAAUGUACCACGUUGCUGUGCUACAAAACCUACACGACGUCACGGCUGGCAUGCUGCACCUACACCCAGGCGACGUCAAUAUCCAAAUGCCCAAGUCCGGACAGACCCCCCUACACCUUGCAAUUUCAAAUGAAAGAGCAACCCUUUUCGACAAGCUCAUUCAUCACAGCACUCUGAACGGCAUCUUCAACAGAGACGGCGCGAAUGUUCUCCACCUUGCCAUUGAGGAGGUUUACAUGACAGAUCACGCUCCCACACGUCGCUGGCUUGCCCAAGUAGUGAAGAGUCUGCUUGACCAAGGUGCAGACCCCAACGAGCCCAAGUCCAACCUUCUGGGACAGACCCCUCUGCUGCUAGCCACAGAGGCCGUACGCUACGACUGGUACAGGGUCUGGCGAGAGGCCAAGUUCGUCAUCGACCUCCUCCUCCAGAAGGGUGCCGAUGUCAACAAGGCUGAUGGCAAUGGAUCGACGCCACUGACCACGGUGGUGAAGAGGGUCAUCAGGGAGAAUGACCGUGGCUCCAUGAAGACCAUGUUUUUGGACUUGGUCGAGAACCAUGGCGCCGACAUCAACUUCCGGCCCCAGUUCGUGGGGCAACCCCUGAAGUCGAUCAUGUUUCGACUGAUCGACGCCCCCAGCAUGGUCACCCUCUGCAAGGAGGUGAUCGCGCUGGGUGGCACCAUCGCCCAGCACGAGGUCCCCGGUGUCUUUGCCAAGUGGUAUCAGUCCUCUGCUUAG
This is a messenger RNA of Fusarium falciforme, 1140 nucleotides long. RefSeq lists its product as hypothetical. Gene Ontology annotation, molecular function: protein binding. The coding region runs from base 1 to 1140 and encodes 379 amino acids. NCBI's taxonomy places the organism in Eukaryota, Fungi, Ascomycota, Sordariomycetes, Hypocreales, Nectriaceae. The record is from RefSeq and is a predicted model, not a curated record. Gene Ontology annotation, biological process: protein localization to ciliary inversin compartment. The transcript has a single exon. Gene Ontology annotation, cellular component: ciliary inversin compartment.